AUGGCUAUGGACGAAUGCCGCGACGACGAGGGCGGCGACCUGUCCGGCCUGCGCCUCAAGGCUGACACGGCCUACAUCACAGGGGCCACCCCGAAGCUGGACCACGUCGUGCAGUUCCACCUCGGCGACAACAUCACAGCGCUGGAGAAGACCACGCUGUCGCAGGGCGGCAGCGAGCUGAUCUGCUAUUCCACGCUGCUGGGCGCCGUGGGGGCCUUCUACCCCUUCGGGACGAAGGACGAGAUCGACUUCUUCAGCCACCUCGAAAUGUUCAUGCGCUCAGAGAAGCCGCCGCUGUGUGGCCGCGACCACCUGAUGUACAGGUCCUACCACUUCCCGGUGCAGAACUGUGUAGACGGCGAUUUGUGCGAACAGUUCAUGAACUUGCCCUCCGACAAACAGCGCGGCAUAGCGAGCGAGCUGGACAGGACCCCAGCCGAGAUCGUGAAGAAGCUCGAGGACUGUCGUCCUUCUCCACCAAGGAGCAAAUGA
This is a messenger RNA of Prorocentrum cordatum, 492 nucleotides long. Lineage: Eukaryota; Dinophyceae; Prorocentrales; Prorocentraceae. The record is from the annotation of a GenBank genome assembly.